This is a messenger RNA of Dalotia coriaria, 924 nucleotides long. Its product is annotated as BOS complex subunit TMEM147. Bases 102 to 788 code for a protein of 228 amino acids. Lineage: Eukaryota; Metazoa; Arthropoda; Insecta; Coleoptera; Staphylinidae. The transcript has 3 exons. The record is from RefSeq and is a predicted model, not a curated record.
CCUAACUUGCAUGUUUUUGACAUUGACAGGUUUAUCAUUUCUUCGUAGUGCUUAUUAAGUUUAGUGAAUAUCAUCCUUUAAUCAAGAAUUUAUCAAUUAAAAUGACGCUGUAUCAUUUUGGAAAUUGUGUAGCAUUAAUCUACGUACCAUAUUACUUAACAUACAAGUAUUCUGGCCUUUCUGAAUAUGGGGCGUUCUGGAAGUGCAUUCACGCCGGAAUGAUUUACAUGUUCACCCAGCUGUGCAAAAUGUUAAUUUUGGCCACGUUCUUCCCUGAUAGCGACUCUGAUUUAGGCAGUAAUAUUCUAGGAGAAUUUAUGAAAUCAACUGUAGAUAUAGCUGACUUGAUUGGUCUUUACUUUGUCCUCUCUGGAAUACCUGGAAAAGGCCACAGCAAAGUCCUAACAGCUGGAAUUGGAUGGGCAACUGCAGAAGUAAUCCUCUCCAGAGCACUGCUCCUCUGGGUGGGCGCACGUGGCGCCGAAUUUGACUGGAAAUACAUCCAGAAAUGUUUCGACUCAAAUAUCAUGCUUAUUCAACAUAUUGCUUCAGCCACUCUCAUCUGGUUGUGGUCUAGGCAUGAUCUCUCACAGAGUUUGAAACCAAUUGUUACAGCUCUGCUGGUAUUCACUGCAUAUAAAAUGAUGGCGUUGGAUACUGUAGCCAAAGUAUUACUUGUAGGCCCUUGGAUGAUGCUUUUAAUCAAAGCAUUUGUCACUUUGGUCACUGGAGGCGUCACAUUAACCAUUUAUUCUGGUCUAGCACAGAGUAUUGGUAUUUUUAGAUAAGAUUACUUGGGUGGUAUAGUUACAAAGUAAUAUUAUCUUGUUAUAAAAGAAUUUCAAUUAAUUCAAAAUAUUGUAUUUAAUAUUUAUGUGUUUUUGGUCGAGUUUUCAUCAAUAUACGAAUAUAUAACGUAGCAAA